CUGAGCUGAAGGGAGGAGGAGUUUGGGAGAGAAGUUUGUGUAAGACAAAACCUUGGUAUUCUUUCAUGUAGCCCCCACAACAAGUACAAGAGCUGCUUUGACCAAACAGCCUGUUAUGGAAAUCCCUGCCAUAAAUCUAAAGGCCAUAGUACUGGUGCACUGGCUGCUUACGACAUGGGGAUGUAUGGUUGCGUGGCUGCCCCUCUCCUUUGCUUGGGGGAACUUCAGCGUUUUAGCCGUUGGGGUCUGGGCCAUUGCACAGAGGGACUCGAUUGAUGCUGUGCUUAUGUUUCUGAUCGGGAUGGUUGUGACAAUUUUGACCGACAUUAUCCAUUUUGGGAUCUAUUACCCGCAAAUUGAAUUAACAACUACCAGAAGGGACUUGUAUCGCUUCAGCGCAGGAAUGGCCAUCCUCAGCCUGCUGCUUAAACCUGUGUCCUGCUUCUUCGUCUACCAAAUGUACCGUGAACGUGGAGGAGAUUAUAACGUUAACUUUGGUUUCCCCUCUGUAUCACGGAACAGAGAUGCCUACCAGUCCAUUGACCAGGAGAAUGAAUCUUCCAGCCCAGCGAAUCCCUUCAACCAGGCCCAGGACAGCAAACCAGGAGUCCGCACAUACUGAGAGAACCAGGUGGUGAACAAUGCAGUGCUUUCCUCUGACUUUUUAUAGUGUUUAGGUGCAAUUUUUACAAUCGUUUCCACAUCGGUUCCUGUGUUUUGUACAGUAAUCCUGCUUCAGAUUGCAACAUAUUGAAUACUUUUUAUUAAGAUAAAUCAUUAGCUCUGUUAGGGUUUUAUAGUGGAAUAUGGCAUAAUUAAACCUAUUAAUUUUUUUCUUCAAAGGUGGUAACGUAUUUUGCUAACCUGGCACAAUAAUAAGAAUACAGAGGAAACACUGCUCCACCACUUCCAUGCUGUGUUACUGUUGUUUCCUAUUUUUGGUAGAGAGGUGUUGAAUGGAACUGUUGUGUCUGCAGCAUUUUUGUCAGUUUACUUUUUCCAAGUGGGUCAAUUUUAUAAAUGUGGCACUUAUAGACAUUAAGAAUCUUGUCCGUUUCUCUUUGUGAUCUGUAGAUUAUUAUGUUCUCCUUGUGUGCAGUAUUUAAUUAUUAUUUUCCAACUAGUCCUUGCUUUAUGGCACUGCAACGCUGGACAGUUUUUAAAACAAGAGAACUGAAAUGAAUGUUCAUUGUCGUGUCGUUUUCAGGAACAAGAGCUGUAAAACCCUUUGACUGAAUUGAAGACAUGAUGACCAAAUUAACAUACAGGCCUUCAUAGUACAGUGCAGCACACAGACAGGCACUGUUCUUUUAUCUUGAUGUUGAUCUAUGCAAAGACUGUAUUAGGAGUAUUAUCACGUCUAAUGCUGUAACAAUGAAAAAUAGAUUAAAACAUAAAAACUUUUGUAAUGAGUAAGUAAUGAUCAGUCUGUGCAUAAGCAAAGCGACAUUUUCUUAUUUAAAACUAUUUUAAUGUAUUAUUCUUAUGUAGUUGUCAUAAGUAAACUUGUUUCAGUAAAUUACAGACCACAUACUGUGCAGCCUGUGAUAGCUGUUGAUCUGUUAGAAUAUGUCUUUACUGUAUACAGACUGUAUUCACAAAAGUUAAAUGAAGAGUUUUAAGCCUUGAAAUGUUUACAUUUAAUAUUUGUAGCAUUAAAUUUGCUUAUUUGCCUUAACAUCAACUCUCAGUUUUAGUGUGCAAAUUACAUAAUGUUGAUGGCAGUUAGGAAGGUGGACACUGUGGCUGCAGGAUUGAUUUUACUGAGCGGUUGCAUCAUUUGGAUAUGUUUUUACAGUCAGUUCUCUUUUGAAAGUUUUUCAAGCUUUGAGUUCCUGUUUUGAAAUCAUGAUAACCUAUGUGACAGACUGGAGAUGUGGAUGUCGGUCACGGAAUGGUACUGUGAAACGGUCACUGCUGUAGUACCGGAGGCUCUUGAGUCAUACAGAUCAUAAUAAGUAAUAAUAAUAAGUGCAUAUUAAUGUAUAUUUGCUUAUUUGCAUAUCUCAUGUAAUUAUACCUUAACUCAGUUAAUCCAACUGUACGCUAGUGAGCCUAAGAACCCCUUACUACAACACUGCAUUACCACAUGAUCCACUUGUAUUGCAACUGCAGUUUGUUGCACUUUUUAUGACGUUAGAAAAUAAACUUUAGAAAAUCAACAAGCAUCUAUAAAAAAAAAAAAAAAAUUAAAAAAAAUUAAAAUACUGCAGCUUCAAAUUUGGGCCAGGUUUUUCAUAAUGUUCUUUUUAUGACUGGUCAUAUUUUGUUUUGGUAUCCCAACAUGAGAGUGCUCGUUGUUGUUUCUGAUUGGACAUUUUAUGUGGCAAGUGUCUGUUUUAUUUCUUCUUAAAAUAAAGAAGAACAAAGUAGAACAUUAGUUGAAUGAAGUUUUAUAACACAGAUAAACUCUGUACACAGAGGAUUAACAUAGUGUUUGCAUCUGUAUGCACAGCAACUUGAAUUUUGAGACCCCUGUCAGAUUUUUCUCUGUCUAUUCUUCUCUCAUGCAUUUCUUCUUCUUCUAUGUCACACCUCUGUUUACUCUCCCCCAGCUCCUCUCCAAGAUCUCUGUACUGCCCUGCUUAUAUUUAACCAACCAAACCACACAUAUAUCUUCCUGCUUUUCCCUUUUUUUUUCACUUCACUGUGCAUAUUCCCAGAGCCAUACCACAUCCAGUCUUUUCAAUAAAUGCCAAAAUGUGUCAAAAUGUAAUUCAACCAUUAAGUAGGCCUACAAUAUGCACUACAACAGCCGUUGAGUUAAAAUGACACAAAAAUGCUAAAAACAUGAAGGUGAAAGAUUUAUUUUCUGCCUGCUGCCUCUUGCAUUGCAAAUACAACAAGAUUAAUUAUGGUGAUAAUGCUGUGUGCACCUGGGAUGUAAAAACACCUGAUUUUCAUAUUUCACCCAUAUCCCUGGUGAAAACAAGUGUUCUUGAGUGAAUUACAGUACAAGUAUUGAAGUAGUACACACAGAAUAUGAACUUGUAGUCAAGGUUUCUGUCCCUGAUGGCUUUCAUUAUCGUGAAGCGGGAGUAACUCUGGUUGGUUUGAAUGGUCUAUUGUCGUUAGGUGUGUAGGCUGUGGAGCCGUGAGCCCUUGAGGGAAGUAAUUUGUUUGUAUAUAACAUGGAUGGAAGUUAUAUUACUGCUGCAGCAACAGAAGAAAUCUUGUACACAUGAAUACAUACUAACAUUACACAAACCACAACAGCUGCAUGUUCAGCACCUCACAGUACAGCCCAAUUAUUUGUACUUUCUAAAUAUGAGCAGUAAACACCACGUUUUGGUGUCCGUCCAUCUGGAGCCAAAACACCAGAGCUGCCGCAAAAAGUGGCCUUAUAAAAAGUUACACAUCUAUCUCAGCAGUAAUUUAAAAAAAAAAAAAAGUACUUUUAUCAUUAUAGUAAGUGCAUAUUAAUGUUGUCUAGCCUACAUCCAAAACUUAUUUUUACUAAGUAACCUUGCAGUUCAAUUUUAUGGUUCAUUGUAAGGGUUCAUAAUUUCAGAACAAUUUCCUAAUACCUUCCCAGUAAGUCUCCUGAAAGAACUAUGUAAUGCGGUGCUAAAUAUGGGAAAAAAAUAGAGACCAUAUUAAAAUGGUACUCUUCUAUUAAAUAUGUUAUUUAAUAAUUAAAAUGAAUUAAUUCCAAAUAAUUUAUUGCAUAACUUAGAAUAGUCUUUUUGACAGUACACAGCAGAUCAGCUCAGCAUGAAAUCAAUGGAAAAAAAUGUGAAAAACAUUCUCAAUUACUAUUACUACUUCCCUAUAAUUGGCACCAGAUUACAUAUUGUUAUUCAGGAAACCUACUAGGAAAUGAAAAUACUAUUUGGACCAUUAGGAUUACCUAGUUACUUUACCUGUAUUAAUCAGAUGUUUUGUAAACUAGUGCUCAAUAGAAGCACCAAAACAUGUUUGGAUAAACAAACCAACACAAAUAUUGUUGACCAAGUCCUGAAUUAUCCAGCUGACACGUCACUCUUAGGAAUGAAGAUAUAUUCUAACUUUCUCAUGAGUUUCAUUGAAAGUUAACGCAGCAGAAUUCCCAACCAAAAAAAAGAGAAAUAAUUCAGAGGCUACAGAGCCAGUUUGCACUGAUGUAUUCACAUCUACAAUAUGUUGGUUAUACUGUAUGUCAGUCAAUAGCUGUCCAUAAAAUGAAGGAAUCCAAUUUC
Micropterus dolomieu (smallmouth bass) is the source of this 4178-nucleotide messenger RNA. RefSeq names its product angiotensin II receptor-associated protein. The coding region runs from base 116 to 622 and encodes 168 amino acids. Lineage: Eukaryota; Metazoa; Chordata; Actinopteri; Centrarchiformes; Centrarchidae. The transcript is spliced from 5 exons. Gene Ontology annotation, cellular component: plasma membrane. Gene Ontology annotation, biological process: regulation of blood pressure; angiotensin-activated signaling pathway. The record is from RefSeq and is a predicted model, not a curated record.